This is a messenger RNA of Pungitius pungitius (ninespine stickleback), 4943 nucleotides long. Its product is annotated as leucine-rich repeat and fibronectin type III domain-containing protein 1-like protein. Gene Ontology annotation, molecular function: protein binding. Lineage: Eukaryota; Metazoa; Chordata; Actinopteri; Perciformes; Gasterosteidae. The transcript is spliced from 11 exons. The record is from RefSeq and is a predicted model, not a curated record. Bases 1016 to 3058 code for a protein of 680 amino acids.
GUGGGGGUGGUGUUGGCGGCUUUCCGAUCAACAUUUUGUGCACAUAUUCAUUUCACUUCCGACCUAAGGCGGAUUAACAACCAGCCCACCAACGAGAAUGCGCACUAUCCUGUAACAAAGUGCAGAUCGGAUGCAAACAGCCGCGAGCAAGUGAGAGUGGAUGCUGGUGCAGGAAUGACAGCCUCCUGAAGGGGAGAGCGAAUAGCGUGGACACGGGAGUUUUGCGUGGAGACCGGCCGAGUAGCACCCAGAACCAUCCCCCGAUUCCACAGAGCCUUCUCCUCGCAUCUUCCCCGAGCCCCUUUCUGUCUUCUUCUCCGGACAACGAUUCCACGAGUUUUUUUUUACUCCCAAACGGUUGCGGUGUUUCCUUAAAAAAUACCCGGUCGCCGGAGUCUUAAACGACCACCCCGGACCUCAUGUGGAGACCGAGCGGGCGCACAACGCGGCGGCGCGCCGAUUUAACGGCGUUUCUAUCCGCGCUCGCAGUUCUGUUCCAGUAGGUCGACGGCGGCGUGCACGGGAUUCCUGUCGGAUAUUCGGCAGCCGACUGGGACGGCACGGGCCUACCCGCGAUGGGCUUUUGAUGCAAACUCAACUGGAACUAACUGAAACGCGUCGCUUGCCCCGCCGCCACCACUUCCAGGAGCCCCGCGGCGCCACCGGCGUUUCCCGGUGCAGGACCACAGGUUCAUGAAAAAAAAGUGGAUAUGAUUUCUUGUUUGGUUGGAACAUUGUCUGACCGUGGAGAGGAUUAUUUAACGUAGAUUAUUAUUAUUAUUUGUGUGGAGUUGUUCCCCUGGCUUCAACAAGAGGGGUCCCUAACUGGAGGAGAAACAGCUUGUACCUAAACGUGGAGGAGGAGAAGGAGAAGGAGGAGGAGAGGGAUACGCGCAGAUCUCCCAAGGCCAUCAUUUCUCUGUUCAGUUAUCUACCCGCUGUGACAAUGUAUCUUCAUGUUGACUCUUAAAUCAUCGAGUAACACCACAUAGAGUUGCCCUGCUCCCCGUGCAGGAUGAUGGAACGGUUGUGGUUCUCUCUGCUGCUGCUGGCAGCGGCAGGCAGAGGACAGCCGUGUCCCAAACGCUGCAUGUGCCAGAGCCUCUCUCCGUCGCUUGCCAUCCUCUGCUCCAAGACCGGCUUGCUGUUUGUCCCCGGGGGCAUCGAGCGGCGCACCGUGGAGCUGCGGCUCCAAGAAAACUUCAUUACAGCCGUCCGAAGAAAGGACUUUGCCAACAUGACCAGCCUGCUGCAUCUGACCCUUUCCAGAAACACCAUCAGUCAGAUUCUUCCUUCAGCCUUCAGUGACCUGCGGCGACUGAGAUCACUCCAUCUAGAUUCUAAUAGAUUAACUGUGAUAAAGGAUGACCAUUUUAUUGGCCUGACCAACCUUCGUCACUUGAUCCUUGCCAACAACCAGCUCCACUCCAUAUCUCCCCAUGCCUUUGAUGACUUCCUGUCCACACUGGAGGAUCUGGACCUCAGCUACAACAACCUUGCCCAAGCGCCUUGGGACACGAUUGGGCGCCUGACCAACGUCAAUACCUUAAAUAUGGAUCAUAAUCUGAUAGAAAAUGUUCCCCAAGGGGUGUUCACCAACCUUCACAAGUUGGCCAGGCUGGACAUGACGUCCAACAAGCUGAAGAAAAUUCCGCCGGACCCGUUGUUCCUCAGAAUCCCGGUGUACGCCAAGUCCAAAGGCUCCCCCCUCACCUCCCUGGUGUUGAGCUUCGGUGGGAACCCCCUUCACUGUAACUGUGAACUUCUGUGGUUGAGAAGACUGACCAGAGAGGACGACCUCGAGACAUGUGCCUCUCCCUCUGAACUCAGUGCCAAGUACUUCUGGACAAUCCCGGAGGAGGAGUUUAUUUGUGAUCCGCCAGUUCUGACCCGUAAGUCACCUCACACAGUGGCCAUGGAAGGCCAGCCUGCCAGCCUGAAGUGCAAAGCCAAUGGAGACCCCGAGCCCGAAGUCCACUGGAUCAGCCCCGAGGGGCGACUUAUAUCUAAUGGCUCAAGAACUUUGGUUUUCCCCAAUGGAAGCCUGGAGAUCAAUGUAACAUCCCUGAAGGAUUCGGGUAACUUCACCUGCAUCGCCUCCAACGCAGCAGGCGAAUCAACCGGAAGGGUGGAGCUGGUUGUCACGGCGAUGCCCCAUUUGGCGAACAGCACAAGCCGCAGCCGAGACCCGUCGUCUGAGCCCGCCCCUUCCGACAUCCUGACCUCGUCCAAGGUGUCGCUGCCUAACAACGAGUCCCGAGCGGCCGACCGGAGGGUCUCACUGGUGGAACUGACUGGGAACUCUGCCCUCAUUAGAUGGAGCAGUCAGACCUCCUUGACUGGAGUCAGGAUGUUCCAGGUCCAGUACAACAGCUCAGGGGACGACACGCUGGUUUACAGGAUGAUCCCAUCCAGCAGCAAUGACUUCCUGGUUCGGGAUCUCGCCACUGGACGCAACUACGAUCUCUGUGUCCUGGCCGUGUUUGAUGAUGUCAUCACCUCACUGACGGCGACCCGUCCUUUGGGCUGUCUGUCAUUCACCACGGACACGGAGUUCAGCCAGUGCCAGGCGUUGCACAGCCACUUCCUGGGAGGCACCAUGAUUAUUAUCAUUGGAGGGAUUAUUGUCGCUUCUGUGUUGGUUUUUAUCAUCAUCUUGAUGAUACGAUACAAAGUUUACAGCCAACAAGGGACGGGCCACGGGAAAGGAGCCAUGGCGGCGACAGCGCCGAGGCCACAGAGCAACGGGCAAGGAGGAGGCGGACAGGCCCAGGCCUUCCCCCACUCUGCCUCGAAAAUGCCCGACAGUCAGGAGGACCAAGCGCUCGCGCCGUCGAGGGCCAUGUCGCCUAGCAACACCACCAGAGACACUGUGGCAUUGGUGGAGGAGGCGAGCGGUGGACGCAGCGUAAUGACAAGGACUGACUCCUUGGCCAAUGAGGAGUUGCUCUCUCCCACCAGGGCCCGCUUCUCCUCCAGGGUUGCCAUUGAGAUGAAGAGCCGACCGCCGUCUGUCGCCAAAGAGCCCACAUCGCCCAAGGAACCGGCAGAACCCUGACGAUGUUGUUCUGAGUGGCAGAUGUCACCACCAGGGAUAACCUGGGGAAAACUGAAGAAAAAAAAAAGCCCUACAAAUCCUUUCCCAUACCUCCUGUUUACCGUGCACAUCACUUUGUUUCCAUGGAUAUCAUUGGGUAAAAGAUCUAUACUGUCUAGUGAACUAUUACUGCCAAUCUUAGUUGUCAUGUCUGGCCUGGAUGUGUCAAGGCCGGUGUUUUGGUCUCAAAUCACCAUUUUCAUGGAUUGCCGAACAAAAAAUUCUGGAUUUUCCACUCUGAAACGUGUAAGAGCAGAAGAGGAUACAAUGGUAGGUAACUUAAAAAUGAAUCAAAAAGAGAUAUGUGGGUUUGCAAAAAAAAUAUAUAGAAAAAAUGAAUAAUUUUCUCAUCAUCUGGAGCAGCAUCAAAAUGAUGACAGAGUGGAUAGCAUUAACAGACAGACAGUACAAUUUGAAUUCAUGUAUAAUCACACUUAACCCCGGACCUACAACAUGACAGACUGCCCAAACAGAAAGCUGAUAACAUUACACAAAAAAUAUUCGGCUUAUGAUGCAAAGAUGUGUUACCCGCUUGGAUUAUAAUGGCUCACUCUUUCUCAACUCAACAUAAUGGACUCUCAACAUGGCCGGCUGCAAGUAGCGCCACCCCAUUCAUCUACAUGGACUGAGCCAAUCCUGCUAAUUUGAACUGAGCUGAGCUGGAGCGGGAUCUCAACCUUGACUGGACCCUGUUAUCUCUCUAUCACAAGUCUGUAAAAAGCACAUAAAGUGUAAAACAUGAACUGAUCUGAACCCAAACUUGGAUACAGUGGAGCCUCAACUGGAAUCGCAGACUGGUGAAAGAUUCAGUCUGUGCAGCGAUGCGAUGCAGACUAAACUGGACUAAACUGCACUAGACAGGCCUGUUGUCAAUUGCUCUGUUUUUCAAUGGAUGGGACUGGAGAGAGGACCCUGUCGACCUUUAACAGCCUCUAACAUCUCUUCAGGCCCACGUAUGCAGAGCCAGGAAUCCGAUGAAGAAGAAAACAGAUGGAGGUGUUAAAAAAAAAAAGUAGCAGGGUGUCAAGAAAGCCAAAAUUAAGCCGAUCAGCCUUCAUCUUCUCAUCUCAAAAUCAUCAACACGGACACAACCGAAUACGUUUACAGCUCCAGAGUUCAACUUUGAAAAUCAAUUUAUUUUAAAGAAUAAAGAAUAAUGUUGGAAGACCGUAUAUGAUACACCCUCCCCCCCCCCCAUACCUUGCAUUGUAAACAUCAUGGUUGUAGCCUGCACUGCCCUCUGCACAUCUUCAUUAUAACGGUCUCAUAUCACUAUGGAGUGAGAUAACGUGCACACAGCACAGCAUGAUAGAUAUCAGGACAAAUCUCACUUCAGGUUUUCGGUCAAAAGAGUAACGUCUCCAAGUAUCUGACAGAUAUCCCUUCAUGUUCAUCAUCAGAGUGGAACGGGUGCUUCAUGCGGGCACCUCUCUCGUCAUUGCCAUGCUUUGACUCUGACUUCAAGCCGGUUAUUGUAAAUGGGAUUUGUGGCACAAAAGUGUCAUCUUAGAUAUGUGCUUUCCAUAUGUGUGUGUGUGUGUGUGUGUGUGCACUUAAUUGAACUUGCGUCAUAACCCGGGGUCAUGAUGGUUGUCAUGAAUGUUAUGGUUUCUUACUAAGAUGUACGUUGGUAGAAGAGCAAAUAGACGGAGAACCUCAAACCGCUUGACCCAUCUCCGAAGAAAUACAAAAAAAUCUGUCUUCACUUUCCUCCCUCCAUGCUCCCUUCACUUCUUUUGGGCUUUAUAUUUUGUAUGUGUACAUACAGCAAUUUGAAAUCUUAUAGUUUUGUACAUGUAAUUUUUAUGGUGUGUGAAAUUUUUUUUAAUAAAAAAACAAAAAUGGA